AUGGCUGACGGUCCACCCUCUAUCCCAGGGCCUCUGCCCUCGUCCUUUGACAGCGACCAGGAUUUCUACAACGAGCGUCCGAUGCAGAAGGUCUUUCGCAAGAUCAAGGAGGAGCCUCUGAUCCCGCUGGGAAUCGGCCUGACCAGUCUGGCCUUCGUCAACGCCUACCGAGCCCUCCGCCGGGGCGAUUCGAAGCAGGCGAACCGCAUGUUCCGAGCCCGAGUGGCAGCCCAGGGAUUCACCGUGAUCGCGAUGCUGGCGGGCAGCAUGUACUACCAGAAGGACCGCGAGAAGAGCAAGGAGCUGCGCCAACUCCAGGAGCAGCGGGACGCCGAGGAGAAGCGCCUCAAGUGGAUCAGGGAGCUCGAAGCCCGAGACGACGAGGAGAAGGCCAUGAAAGCUCGCCUGGAGCAGAGGAGGCAGCUGGUGCAGGCUCAGAGGGCCGAGGAGGCGGAGGCUGCGGCGGCGGCGGCGACCACCACAGAGGAGAAGCCCGAGGCGACAUCCGGCGGAACCGGGGGCAUCCUCGGCCGGAUCGGCCUGUGGCCUCAGGGCGAGAAAAAGGAGGAAGAGAAGAAGAUUGCCGAGGAACCUGUGGAGGAAAUUGCAAGCGACAAGCCGGGAAAAAAGAAGAAUCCAAAGAGCUCUCUUGGUGAUCUCGGCGAGAUCAUCUCGUCCCAGAAGAAGGACUAA
Molecule: messenger RNA, 693 nt
Organism: Fusarium falciforme
Lineage: Eukaryota; Fungi; Ascomycota; Sordariomycetes; Hypocreales; Nectriaceae
Product: Respiratory supercomplex factor 1, mitochondrial
Exons: 3
Coding region: 1-693 (230 amino acids)
Biological process (GO): mitochondrial respirasome assembly
Cellular component (GO): mitochondrion
Source: RefSeq, a predicted model, not a curated record